Molecule: messenger RNA, 654 nt
Organism: Malurus melanocephalus (red-backed fairy wren)
Lineage: Eukaryota; Metazoa; Chordata; Aves; Passeriformes; Maluridae
Product: embryonic pepsinogen-like
Exons: 5
Coding region: 1-654 (217 amino acids)
Biological process (GO): proteolysis
Molecular function (GO): aspartic-type endopeptidase activity
Source: RefSeq, a predicted model, not a curated record
AUGGCCAAGGUGUCACAAAUCCAGUGCCACAUCCUGGUGAUGCGCCAAGAAACCCACCGGGUGUUUGACCCUUCACAAUCCUCCACCUACAAGAGCACAGGGCUGAAUAUGUCCAUCCACUACGGCACUGGCGAGAUGCAGGGGACCGUGGGCUCCGACACCGUCACUGUGGCCUCUCUGGUGGACACCAACCAGCUCUUUGGCCUGAGCACCGCYGAGCCCGGCCAGUUCUUCGUCAACGUCAAAUUCGACGGCAUCCUKGGCUUGGGGUACCCAAACCUGGCUGCUGAUGGGAUCACACCGGUGUUUGACAACCUGGUGAACCAGAGCUUGCUGCAGCAGAACCUCUUCUCUGUCUACCUGUCCCGUGAGGCCACAGGGAGCGUGGUCAUCUUCGGGGCCAUCGAUCAGUCCUACUUCACCGGCCCCAUCAGCUGGAUCCCYGUCUCCUACCAGGGCUACUGGCAGAUCUCCAUGGACAGCAUCAUCGUGAACAGCCAGGAGGUCGCGUGUGCUGGGGGCUGCCAGGCCAUCAUCGACACCGGCACUUCCCUCGUGGCCGGGCCACCCUCGGGCAUCAGGAGCAUCCAGAGCGCAGUCGGGGCCAGGCAGGGCUUGUACGGAGAGGUGAGAGCUCACCCUGGAGGCGUCUGA